Saccharomyces kudriavzevii IFO 1802 is the source of this 2097-nucleotide messenger RNA. RefSeq names its product Lam6p (gene LAM6). The record is from RefSeq and is a predicted model, not a curated record. Gene Ontology annotation, cellular component: endoplasmic reticulum membrane; plasma membrane; endoplasmic reticulum-plasma membrane contact site. Gene Ontology annotation, biological process: intracellular sterol transport. Lineage: Eukaryota; Fungi; Ascomycota; Saccharomycetes; Saccharomycetales; Saccharomycetaceae. Gene Ontology annotation, molecular function: sterol transfer activity; sterol binding. The transcript has a single exon. The coding region runs from base 1 to 2097 and encodes 698 amino acids.
AUGUGGGGGGACAAUAUGCGCGAACUUGGUGGGACCAUGGACAGUGAAUUGAAUGCAGUAAGGCCGGUGGUCGAGGAGGAUGGUGUGGAUGAUGGGAGGAGAAUAAUAAUUAAGGGUAAAGGCUGCCAAAAGCCCUCUAAUGAGCAUAUGUUGAUUUCGCCUGGUAGAGACGGCUCAGUGCCAUUAAAUGGGUUGAAAUCUUCGCCGGCAGAUCCACAUCUGUCGGACGUGAAUUCCAUUUUGGAAAACCAUCGCGGUGGUGACGAGACAGCGUUGACGUCUGUAAAUAAUAUCAUCAUGGCGACGUCGGCGAAUAGUGACAGCGAUGGUGCUAACAGUGAUACCAAGAGGCCGUCUAUCUCAAACUCUUCUUCGAGGUCGUCAUUUUUGGACACUGUUUUGAGCACGUUCUCCUUAAAGUCAAAUUCACAGGAUACAGUUACGAAUGAAGCAAAAGAUAUAGACGUUCUGUUUGCACCUGAGAUGGCCAAUGAAAAGUUCCGUCAAAUGUUUAAAUCGCUUCCUUCGAAAACAAAGCUCAUUGCAGACUACUUCUGCUAUUUCCACAGAGAAUUCCCCUAUCAGGGCAGGAUUUACCUUUCCAAUACACAUUUAUGCUUCAAUUCGACCGUAUUGAAUUGGAUGGCAAAGUUACAAAUUCCCCUGAGUGAAAUCAAGUAUUUGGACAAGGUAGCCACAAACUCAGGCGCUAUUUCAGUUGAGACUCUGACGAACAAGUACACCUUUUCUGGCUUCAUGUCUCGAGAUAAGGUUUUCCAAUUGAUCACGCGGAUUUGGUCGAAGGAAAACUUGACGAACAUCAAUGACGUUAUGGAGGUGGAUGAGAGGAUCUCCAAGACAAAGGGCAUGUCGCCGGCCCCUUCCUCCAUAUUCAAUAAUGUUUCCACAAAUGCAUACAACGAUUUCAUAUCGACAACGACGACUGAACCAACAAGUAGAGCGUCAUAUAUGAGUGAGAAUGACAUGCUCAUCGAAGAAGCCAUAAGGUCCGUGGAUGACUAUAUGGGUACCCCGAGAGCAUCACCGUCUCCUUCAUCGACGUCGUUGUCGUCUUCGUUGUCGUCGUCAUCGUUAGGUUCUUCAACGACCUAUUAUUGCAGACCCGUAUAUAGGUUGAAGCCAAAUGCGCCGUUUCGAUACGAUGGGCCCUCCCAUGUAAAGGAAACAAUGGAUUUCCCUUAUAAACCUGAGGCAAACAAUGAAUAUGUACUAGCGGAGCGUCACUUCAAUGUUCCACCGGGCCUACUUUUCAUCAUGAUGUUCAAUGAGGAUAACCCUGUUUUCGAAUUGAGCUUCUUGAAAGGCCAAGAUUCAUCGAACGUCUCACACGUCGGAACGUUUGAGAAGGUCAAUAAGGAUGGACAGCACUACAGAGAAUUUCAGUACACCAAACAAUUGCACUUCCCCGUCGGGCCCAAGUCCACGAACUGCCAAGUGAUGGAGAUUCUUUUACAUUGCGACUGGGAAAGGUACAUAAACGUCCUGAGUAUAACAAGGACCCCGAAUGUUCCCAGCGGUACCAGCUUCAGCACCAGAACGAGAUAUAUGUUUCGGUGGGACGAUCAGGGACAAGGUUGCAUAUUGAAGAUAAGUUUUUGGGUGGACUGGAAUGCAUCCAGUUGGAUUAAACCGAUGGUAGAGAGCAAUUGUAAAAACGGGCAGAUCACCGCUACUAAGGAUCUGGUAAAGUUGAUUGAUGACUUCGUGGACAAGCAUGUGGAGUUGAGUAAAGAAAGGGCGGAUGCCCUCAAGGCAUUGCCGAGUGUCGCAUCCUUUGGAUCACCUAGAAAAGUGGUGGCAGCCGAGCUGGCGGUGACGCAGCCGGAGACAAAACCUGAAGCUGAGGUGGAGGUCUCGCAAACGGGCGGCAACAGGUGGAGGUUCAACUGGGUGAACAUAGUGAUACUAGUGCUAUUAACACUGAACCUACUGUACCUGAUGAAGUUGAACAAGAAGAUGGAUAGGGUGACGACACUGAUUACCCAUAGGGAUGAAGUAGUGGCGCAUGCGACGCUGCUGGAUAUACCCGCCAAGGUGCAGUGGUCAAGGCCAAGAAACGAGGCGGGGGUGCUGUAA